Orbicella faveolata is the source of this 1552-nucleotide messenger RNA. RefSeq names its product potassium channel subfamily K member 15-like. Gene Ontology annotation, molecular function: outward rectifier potassium channel activity; potassium ion leak channel activity. The record is from RefSeq and is a predicted model, not a curated record. Gene Ontology annotation, cellular component: plasma membrane. NCBI's taxonomy places the organism in Eukaryota, Metazoa, Cnidaria, Anthozoa, Scleractinia, Merulinidae. Gene Ontology annotation, biological process: stabilization of membrane potential; potassium ion transmembrane transport.
AUUCCACAUUUUACCGUCUUUGAUUCAUGUCAGUUAUACUCAUCAAAUUUUUGUUUACAAUUUAGCUCAUUUCAACUUCGUAAUUGACCAGUAUUGAAUGAAGUGGGUGAAAGCUGUGCGCAAAAAAUAAAAUUCUCAGUCCAAAACAUUGAAUUUCGUUGUAAAUGUACAGGUCAAAUUCCCCUAAACAUUCGCAACUGAACCAAGACAAUAACAGAAGUACAGCAAUGUUAUGAUUGAGACCCUGUCUGAGGAAAAUCUUCCAUCAAAUUCAGCUGGUUAUUGUUAAAUGCCCCGUGGUAAGGAAUGUGACUAAACAAUGAGGUGCAUGGAUGAAAUAUCGUAUCGGAUAGGCCACCUCUUAGAAUUACAAACUGAGCAGUUGAACAUUUCAAUACGGUUGAAGCAUAUUGGCUAGUCGUCUCUCAGCUGUGGUUUUUGUCGCCUUUGACCUGGAAGGCAAAAACGGAAUGUAUUUUCGGCCUGUUGACUUAAAUGAAGUUACUCUCUCAUCAUCUACAUGUCGAUUUGGACAUCAGAUAGUCAUGUUGUUUUUCAUCUUUUCUUUCCAGCAGUUAACUUCAAAAUGAAUGAACUUGUCAAGAAAAGUAUUCAGAGAGCGUCUCUACUUUAUGUAUACACUUUCCUUGGAGGAUGCAUGUUUUAUCUUAUUGAAAGAAAACCUGAGAACAAUAGAGAGGCUUCUAGGAGGCUCUCUCAGGAACUCCGACAUGACUUCAUAAUGCAGUUUAAUAUUUCAAUAAACGAAAGUGAUUUUAAGCAUUUUAUGCAGAGAGCCUUUGAGGCCGUAUCAGUUGGGAAUAAAACAGACUGGAGCAUUCUACAUGGCCUUUUCUUUUCAAUGACGUCAUUAACAACAAUUGGUUAUGGUCACAUAACACCAGAAACUCCACUCGGCCAGAUUCUUACAGUGGUGUAUUGCCUCACUGGUCUUCCCAUAGCAAUGCUGGCUUUGAAGACUCUUGGAGAAAUAGUCUCAAAGUUGGUGUACAAGGUCGUUUUUAUUGUGGAGACAAAGGUGCUUUGCAAGAAAACACCUCGAAAAGUUAAAAUUAAAAGUUUUUUCAUUACAUUUACGCUGAUGCUUUUGACCUUAUGUGCUGGCGGUGUGACGCAUAUUUACAUGGAAGGCGGAACCUUCAUAGAGGGCGUGUACUCGUGGUUCGCAACACUUUCUACCAUUGGAUACGGCAACUACAUCCCAAGCUGGAGUUUGAUGCAAGAAACUGGAGAGUCCCACAAAACUCUUUGGCUUGUUAUUUCUGCUCUUUCUCUUCCCAGUCUGGCCUUANUAUUCAGUCUGGCCUUACUUUCCGUGGUAUCCGGGGUACUUAACUCACUUGUUGAAGCCAUGGAAGAAUUCAAAAUUCAGUUUAAGUCCUGUUACAAAUGCCCUAGAUGCCAAAAACGGAAAUCUACAGAACUUAAAGAACCUAAAAAGGCAAAGUCUGUUGGCGGAGUUCCAACAUGGGGCAAAAGCAAAGAAGAUUUAACUGUCCAUAAAGAGAGGUUACGAUCGGCUACUGUUUGA